UGGAAACCUACCCAAUCCCGUGCGUAAAAGAUAUUUUGGACAGCUCUUUUGGAUAUGCAGAACUAGACUUGUCAAUGACCUUGAGCAGAAGCUGUUUAGAGGGAGAACACACUGCACUGAGAGACAACACAAGCCCAUUUCGGUGCAAGACUCAAGAUCCGUGACUUUGUUUUUUCCGCUGCAAAUCUGAAGUUGUUUUUCUUGAUGAGAACGUCGCGCUGUCCUGCUUCACCAGCCUCACAUCACCAAGAGUCUCCAGAUCCACAGGUCAAAGAGUUCUUUAUGAUUUGAUUGUAUUCUUGCCAUGUGUGCAUUCAGUAGUUGGAGAUAAAGCUGCAGCAAAAGUCUGGUGUGGGUUUCAAGAGGGAGGAGGGGGAGGUAAGGCUCUCGCUCAGUAGCAGCUCACCGGACCAGAGGAGGAGGAAAUCUGGGAGAGAGGGGGAGAAGAAGCGGCGUCUCCAAGGAUGACUUUAGGGACGGAUAUGUCCGACAGCUCUGCAUUGUCCGAAGAUGUGGACAUCGAUGUGGUUGGGGGUGACAUAUCCGUUGGAAAAGACGGAAAGUACAUUCACCACGAAUUCAACUUGGACAAUGACUCGGACGAUAAUUACUCCCAGAACGCGGCCGACAGGGUUUCCUCUCCCGGGCUCAGCAGCUCCGACUGUCCGUCAGACCAGAUGGGGUCCAGCGCAGACUCCGGGACCGUGAUCGGGGACAAAAGCAGAAAAAGCGCACUUGUCAAGCCCCCGUACUCGUACAUAGCCCUGAUCACCAUGGCCAUUCUGCAGAGCCCCAAGAAAAGGCUGACUCUGAGUGAGAUCUGCGAGUUCAUCAGUAACAGAUUCCCAUACUACAGGGAGAAAUUCCCCGCCUGGCAAAACUCUAUUCGCCAUAACCUCUCCCUAAACGACUGCUUCGUGAAAAUCCCACGGGAACCUGGCAACCCCGGUAAGGGCAACUACUGGACCCUGGACCCGGACUCCGCAGACAUGUUUGACAAUGGGAGCUUCUUGCGCAGGAGGAAGCGCUUCAAGAGGCACCAAAGUAAUGAAAUCCUCAGGGACUCCGGGGGGUUUCUCCCAGGGUUUGGAUAUGGCCCGUAUGGAUACAACUAUGGACUUCAGCUGCAGAACUUCCACGCAGCCCACAACCCGUACCACCCACAUCACACAGGUGGUGCGUUCCCGUUCCCUAACGCGCCCUGCACCUUGCCCUCCUCAGCCUCCAUAUUCCCUGCGCCGCAUCCCCUGCCCUCCCUUUUGGGCGCCGAUUUACGAAAGCCCUUUUACCCCCAACUAAGCCCGUCUCUGCCUCCUCUCAAGACAGACACCAGCACCUCGAGUCGGCCUUCCUUCUCCAUUGACAAUAUCAUCGGUGCGGCCAACUCCACCGCCUCUUCCUACAGCGCACAGCCCAGCAGCCAGGCUCAGAUCCUGGCCAUGCUGACCCCAGCCUUGGCCUCAGCUUCCAACCAUUUGAACCUGACACAGGACAGCAUAUUACAACCCGGGCCACAGGGUCAGACUUUUACCAGCAAAACCCCCAACAUGAACACUUGUCCUUUUUAAAACAAACGGCGAGGUUGGUCGCUGAAAAUCUUUUUAUUAUAAAGCCAAUUGUUGCGUCGUCCUAUGUGAAGGUAGGAUGAACAUUCUUAGUGAAAUAAAAGUUUCUGUUUCUCCCAGUUUCAUAACAAUGUAAAAGGGGAGGGAAAGAGUUAUUUAUGUUUUUGUAAAUAUCUGUAUAAUAGAGAAAGAGAGAGGGAGAGAGAGAGAAAUGACAGCAAAACUAGGAGGAAGGAUCUUUUUUUUUUUUUUUUUUUUUUUUUUUUAAGUAAUGCUGGCCUACGAUCUGGCAUGUGGCCUUCAUUUUGACUAAGUGAGGGGGAA
Sphaeramia orbicularis (orbiculate cardinalfish) is the source of this 1889-nucleotide messenger RNA. It is a transcript of the gene foxd2, whose product is annotated as forkhead box D2. The record is from RefSeq and is a predicted model, not a curated record. The transcript has a single exon. NCBI's taxonomy places the organism in Eukaryota, Metazoa, Chordata, Actinopteri, Kurtiformes, Apogonidae. Gene Ontology annotation, molecular function: RNA polymerase II cis-regulatory region sequence-specific DNA binding; DNA-binding transcription factor activity, RNA polymerase II-specific. Bases 465 to 1568 code for a protein of 367 amino acids. Gene Ontology annotation, biological process: anatomical structure morphogenesis; regulation of transcription by RNA polymerase II; cell differentiation.